This is a messenger RNA of Malaya genurostris, 2336 nucleotides long. RefSeq lists its product as uncharacterized. The record is from RefSeq and is a predicted model, not a curated record. Gene Ontology annotation, cellular component: extracellular matrix. The coding region runs from base 294 to 2336 and encodes 680 amino acids. NCBI's taxonomy places the organism in Eukaryota, Metazoa, Arthropoda, Insecta, Diptera, Culicidae. The transcript is spliced from 6 exons.
UUGGCGGUUUUCUCGGUGUUUUGUUAACGUCUCGACAAAACAGACAAAAGUGAUAAAUUCACAAUCUAUAAAGAACAGUUUGUAAAAUUACUGGUUUAGUACAAUUUAUGUCGUCCUGGAAAACAGUGCAUUCCGAAUGAUCGUCCCAAUACCCUAAACGGGGAUAAUAAUUGUAAAUCUAGAAUUGUGCAGUGACUACUGGCCUAUAAAUUUGGGUUUCGAAUUUUGCUGUCCAAAUAGAUUAAUGCAAACGUGUUCGACGAUUUAAACUGACCUGUCAGCAAACUUUUACAAUGCAAUCCAAAGCACAUAACGGUGAGAAUUUUCGACAAGCCGCUUCGCAGUAUAUGGUUGUAAUUUUUCUGCAAAUUGUUAGCAGUUUUGCAGUUGAAACACCCGAACCUUCUUCUCUUCUGCGGCCACGAGAUAUCAAUCCGCAUCCAUACGAAAACGUUUAUGAUGGAGUUAGCAUUUAUGACAAAAACGUGAUCAUCAACGGUGAUAAAUUCAUGCAAAAUUUAUUGAGCCAAGCUCCCGUCCAAUUCCCACGGUUGAUAAACAGUGCUUCGAUGAACGCUUUGCCUAAUCCAUACGAAAAAUUUGCUUUGAAAGAACGACUCGCUAAAACGGAGCGCUUUUCCGGAGCGGACAGUUUAAUUGUGAAACCUGCAUACAAGGCCCUAGCGAAACAUGCUGCACGAGUUUUGAACAACCAGGUUGUGGAUACUUACGAGGACAAUGAGAUUGACAACUACAGAGAAGCAACGAAUCUCAAAAAGCAUUAUGUUUUCUCGUACGCCGUAAAGGAUGCAGCAUCUGGAGAUGACUUUUCUCACACACAACAACAGCAAGUCGAUGGUGCUGUCAAAGGAAGAUACAAGGUACAACUGCCUGACGGUAGAAUGCAAAUCGUCAAAUAUAUAGCUGAUAACAAUGGGUACAGAGCUGAUGUGACUUACGAGAACGAACCGAGCUCGAAUGCACUGAACCAUGUGACGGCCGCUCCAGGUCUCGUGCAAGUAACAGCCACUCCGACAGCAUCUCACCUAGCCUCUGCGGAACCUAUAUACAAUUACUACAAAAAUUUGCAGCAACGUCAACGGUAUGUUCAGGCAUCAGCACCCAUUCGACGUCAACACCCUCAACAAACGAUCUAUUAUCAAAAAGCCACUCCAACGCAAAUACCCGCUCCCUACUAUCCCUCACGUCUACGGGUCAACAAUGUCAAAAUUCAUAGCUAUAACACCGCUCCACAUGCUGGUAACCUGAUUCAAUCAACGAUAACUCCUGCUACUGGAAGGUAUAUAAGUUACCAACCAUCUACAAAUCUUGCCUUCGUCUCUACGACUGCCAAUCCUGUUCAACUGCAAUCAAAUACACUAGCUCGAUCCGGCCUUAUUCCGGUGGUUGUAACAACAGCGGGUCCAUCCGUUGUACCCUAUUACCGUGAUAUUAACAUAACUCCUCCCAGCGCACCUCCGACAGCGCGUAGAACUUCAAUAUUCGACAAUCGAGAAUCAGUGCAACAAGCAAUUUACACGCAAGUUGAUCCCGCCCAAAACAGUCCCACAACACUGGAUUACGAUUACGUACAAAUUCCUAACACCAAUCACGUAUACAAACGAAAUACGGAUAAGGAUGGGCAUAUUAUUACCGAUGCAGCGCAAUCUAGGAACCAAGAAAGGUCUAAGACAGACACGUCAGCGGAGCAUGAGGCAUUUUCUAACAUGAAACAGAAACCUGAAGAGUCAGCCGUAUCAUUCCAUGCCAGAUUAAUGGAAAAAGUGAGAUUGUGUGGGUAUAGCCAAAUGGAUCAAGAACGCUUCGUGAGAGCCCAGUUAUUGAAAGGAUUGAAAAAUAGAGAACUCGCGAAAGCUGCACGGACCUACGGCUAUGUGACGAACUUCAUUGUACAAUCAGCCACAAGAGAGGAAGCCUACGAAGCGGAAGUAUUGGACGAUAUGAACACGUUAAAUCGGGAAGCUGGCGUGUUGGCGAUUCAGCAUAGACAUGUGCAGCGGUCGAUACAGGGCAACCGAAAGCGUACACGAGAGGAUGACUAUUACGACAAUCGGCUAGCGAAACGGUAUCGCAAUACCGGAAGGCGUUUUCUGGGACAACGUUCACGUUGCUCUAGAUGCAACCGUCCUGCUCAUCCAAGAGGUCAAAUUUGUCCAGCAUUCAGCAAGCGGUGUAACACCUGUAACGAGAUUGGACAUUUUGCUGCUACAUGUAGACGUAAACGAAUAGACACGGUCGAGCAUAAAGAAGUACAGUCUGCCUCUCCAUCAUGGAGUGAGGAGGAACCAGACGAUAAAAAGGUAAUUGACAGUUGA